This is a messenger RNA of Pyrgilauda ruficollis (rufous-necked snowfinch), 1269 nucleotides long. Its product is annotated as basic proline-rich protein-like. The record is from RefSeq and is a predicted model, not a curated record. The transcript is spliced from 5 exons. NCBI's taxonomy places the organism in Eukaryota, Metazoa, Chordata, Aves, Passeriformes, Passeridae. The coding region runs from base 1 to 1269 and encodes 422 amino acids.
AUGUGGGGAGAGGUUGUUUACAGCAGCCCGGCCCCGGGAGCUUUAACCCGGCCGGCGGCUCGGCUCGGCUCGGAGCGGGGCUCCGCGUCAAUCCCGGAUCCCCCGCUGCUGGAUUCCCGAAUCCCGGAUCCCCCGCUGCUGGAUUCCCGAAUCCCGGAUCCCCCGCUGCUGGAUUCCCGAAUCCCGGAUCUCCCGCUGCUGGAUUCCCGAAUCCUGGAUCCCUUAGAAUUCCAUCUCCCAAAUCCCGGAUCCCCCGCUGCUGGAUUCCCGAAUCCCGGAUCCCCCGCUGCUGGAUUCCCGAAUCCCGGAUCCCCCGCUGCUGGAUUCCCGAAUCCCGGAUCUCCCGCUGCUGGAUUCCCGAAUCCUGGAUCCCUUAGUGCCAAAUUCCCCAAUCCCGGAUCCCCCGCUGCUGGAUUCCCGAAUCCCGGAUCCCUUAGUGCCAGAUCCCCCAAUCCCGGAUCCCCCAAUCCCGGAUUCCCAAAUCCUGGAUCCUCCAAAGCCAGAUCCCCCAAUCCCGGAUCCCUCAAUCCCGGAUUCCCCAAUCCCGGAUCCCCCAGUCCCGAAUUCCCCAAUCCUGGAUUUUCCAGUCCUGGAUCCCCCAAUCCCAGAUUCCUCAAUCCCAGAUCCCCCAAUCCCGGAUUCCCAAAUCCUGGAUCCUCCAAAGCCAGAUCCCCCAAUCCCGGAUCCCUCAAUCCCGGAUUCCCCAAUCCCGGAUCCCCCAGUCCCGAAUUCCCCAAUCCUGGAUUUUCCAGUCCUGGAUCCCCCAAUCCCAGAUUCCUCAAUCCCAGAUCCCCCAAUCCCGGAUUCCCAAAUCCUGGAUCCUCCAAAGCCAGAUCCCCCAAUCCCGGAUCCCCCAAUCCCGGAUUCCCAAAUCCUGGAUCCUCCAAAGCCAGAUCCCCCAAUCCCGGAUCCCCCAAUCCCGGAUUCCCAAAUCCUGGAUCCUCCAAAGCCAGAUCCCCCAAUCCCGGAUCCCUCGAUCCCGGAUCCCCCGAUCCCGGAUUCCCCAAUCCCAGAUUCCUGAAUCCCGGAAGCCUCCGGCAGCUCCACAGUCAGCAGGUGCUCCUCAGUUCCCUGGAGGAGCAGAUCCCAGGAUUCCCGGCGUGCUGGAGGGCGCAGGACCCGCUCCAAGCCCCGUCCCUGCCCGCUCCCGGCAUUCCCGAGAGAUCCGUGUCCAGCAGCAUCGACGUUCCCAAAAGGUCGGUGCCUUGUCCUGGGAUCCCAAAUCCUGGGAUUCCCCAAGGUGACAAUGACACCGUGUCUCCUCUGUAG